This is a messenger RNA of Ciona intestinalis (vase tunicate), 2375 nucleotides long. RefSeq lists its product as uncharacterized. Lineage: Eukaryota; Metazoa; Chordata; Ascidiacea; Phlebobranchia; Cionidae. The record is from RefSeq and is a predicted model, not a curated record.
UACUCUAUUACAUAAUUGCCAUGAUCGUGUAUAUGGGAGCCGUGUGGAUACAGUUUUAUAUUUCUUUAAUAAACGUUCUUUGUUUACUAGCAAAUGAGACGAGAAAAGUGAAUAAAAAGUUUUUUUUGUUUGUUUACAAAAUAAUGCAAGUUCCGGCAAUAAAUUGAGUUACGGAAGUGCGUAUUGUUGUAUUUACUUCACACGGUGUUUCCACUUAUAUAGUGUGACAUGACACACAUUUAUAAAUAAACCUGCACGACAUUUUAAGCUACAACUAACAUGACCGUAGUUGGCGCGCGUUAUAUAGACGUGUUAUAUCAUCAAGGUGCAUCACUAAACUGACUUCGUUUUUAAAUAGUAAAAUAAUUACGUCAUUUGGUGAUUGUGCAAACUGCUAAGUUUCUGAGCAAAACAAAGUCGUUUUGCAAAGCAGGCGGUUUAUACCCACAAUUCAGCGACACACAUGGGAAAGGGUAAUUUUGGGUAAAAUUGUAAAAGAAGAUUCCAGCCGCUACUUACUGUUUUAGGCCGACAAAAACUUUAAACAAACAUUUUCCCUAGAAAGCUGACGUCACAGUUUCCCGUAGUUUUACUCUUUAUUUUUUAUCUUCCUCUAACCAUAGAAAAUUGGGACAAGGGGAAUACUGUAACUGAUGCUUUCACAUGCAGUAAACGCUUCCUCAUUGAAGGGACUAUAAGUAGAGUAACUUUGCAGCAUAUCUUCACACCGAAUUUUAUAAAGACGAAAACGACAUCGACACAAGAAAGACUCCGACAAAGUCAACAUGCCAGAUACCAAAGAAACAAAUACACUUGAAGCAGAAGAAAAAGGAAGUUUGGAAUCAGGACCUGCAUCAUACUGCGGCGACAGCAGCGACGGACAAUGUAGUUGCAUUGACGAGGAGGAAGACUAUGAUUGCGUGGACGGAAUUAUCAAUCAGCUCCAAAAGAUUCGCUGCAGGGUGGAACUUAAGCUUCCACGAGCUGAGUCGCCAUCAUAUGUGCUCACAGGAAAACGAACGGUCAAAGUAGCGAAAGUGCAAUCAGACCUGUACUAUUGGAAGUUGGUUUCUCCAAGGGAAAUCGUGUACAUAUUCGGGAUCGAAAUUGGCCCGGACACGUACAAGUACGCUACCUGCUUGGGUAAAGGGAAAAAACUGAAAUUCCUCGAGUCAGAUGUCAAUCUUGCUGAUAUUGAUAACGACGAAAAGAGCACAAUAAAAGACCCGAGAGCAUUUUUCCUUGAGACUGAUACCUCCGCGGAUAAAUGUUGGUUAAUUCCCGCUAUGGAUCAGAGUCUGGUCGUCACUCGUGGGCCCCACAACGUAGCAUACACAUUUCCACGAGAUGCAGAAAAGGAACAGCACUGGGAAAUCAUCGAUAUGUGAUUAUUAAAGGACAUGCACUUUUGUACAGCAUUCAAACGGAAACAUAUUUACGAAUUUUGUUUUGCUUUUUAAAACGACACAUUUUUUGUAAAUAAACAGGUUGUUUUGAAUUUAAAUAAAAGUUGUAAAAACGCUACAGUAUAUGAACAGUGAAAUGGCUUAAAAAUAUGUUGGCUCUUCAAAAUAGCGGAUGCUUUUUAUUGUUCCACGUUUAUAGUUUUUUAUGUAAACAGAGAAGACAAUAGGUUUUAGUCCAUCACUAAAAGACGACCUGGCUUGGUGCCGUGGCACAUUGGUUGCGAGAUCUAUAGCCAAGACAAUGUCGAUAUAAACCAUAAUAUUGAGGUCAAUCAAAUAAUUAAAAACAUUCCCACAAAGUUACAACUGUGCAAGGUUUAUAAAACACAACGCCAGUAUUUUACGAUUGUCGCUGUCACGCGAAAUAAAUUAAUUGAAAUUAUUCUUAAGCGAGUAGGAAACCGGUUACAGUAACAUCCGAUGGCAGGAAACGAUGUUAGUUAAAUGAAACUGGAUGCCAUUGUAAAAAUAGUACAAGUACAUGAAAAUAAAACGUUAUUUUGAGGCCGUGUUGACUCACAGCAGUCUAACUUUAGAAAGCAAAUUUAGCAGCACGAUUUUUGCUGCGACUUUUAUUCAGUUUAAAUAUAGCAAGCAGUGACAGGAUGAAUGAAAAUUUUCCAACGUCAAUUUCUAUACUUAGUAGGCUGGGGUGAGAUAGUCAAUGCUUUUACUGUCUUUUAUCCAACUUACCCCACAGUAACUAUGUUAAGUACGCGUCAAUACCACGGAAGUAAAGUGAACCUUGAGUAAUAUUUACCAAAGCCAAAGCCCUCGGAAAUGAGGUAUAGCUGACAAUGCAGAAAAAAUUUCCUCAGCGUACAACAACAAUUUCCGCGUUAAACACAACAAACAAAACGUCACUGACCGAGGCCAAAGUCCACAAUACCAAAUAGAGAAUUAGUUCCA